UGUAACUUUUUAUGCAUAUACUUAUAGAGACUUAAUAACAAUGUUGACUGUGAAGAAACUAGAGAUUAUCUCUCAUGUAACAAGCGUAGGGCUUCAUGUCUUAACUAACUCUUUAUGUAGGGAGUCUUUAAAUAGCAUCUUUUUUCUACUCGACACUUCACUUGCAGACUGACGAUCGGAUGUGCUAUGUUAAAUUAUAGCUUUAAGUUAAUAUUAAGGCGUAUCUUAACAACUACCCAGAUACCUAAUAUUUUUUAAAUAAAUCUACGUGGAUAACGUAACAAUAUUAUUGUUUCUUCAAUGAGUGAAUUAACUGUACCUGAAACGGAGUGUUUGAGUGAUCAUCGCCGGGCGUCGUCCAUCAUGAACAAGAAAUCUCAUAAAAAGAAGCAGAAAAGGCGCGGCCGGAACGAUGGCCGCAAUAAGGAGAACAUCAUCGAGGCGGGAUCCGAAGACGGCAAGGAAGCUGAGGCGGAGAGUGAGGCAAAGCCGAAGAAGGAGCUAUGUUACGAGAUCAAGCAUUCUGAUGUUAUGGGGAGGUACAUAGCGGCUACCAAGGAUAUAAAACCAGGCGAAGUGAUCAUAGAGGCGCCCGCGCUUGCCGUGGGCCCUUGCUCUGGCUGCGCGCUCAUCUGUUUGGGUUGCUACCGCGAACUGGACGAAGGCAACUUGACCAAAUGCACAGGCUGCAAAUGGCCGCUCUGCAGCAGCAAGUGUUUCGGAGUGGGCCGAUACACCGGCCACUCCACGUACGAAUGCGACACACUGAAGUCUGUGCCACCCGACUACAGCAGGCUUGAAGACUUGAAGGAUUCCUAUCAAGCCCUUAUGCCUCUACGAUGUCUAUUACUAAAGAAAGCGGAUCCAGACAAAUGGGCAGCCGUCUCAGCAAUGGAAGCUCACAACAGUGUCCGUCGUGAAAGAGGCGACAUCUUUCCCAUGAAUGACAGAAACGUGGUGCAGAGGCUCAAGAGCUGGAACCUAGAGUAUGACGAGGAUGAGGUGCACACUGUCUGCGGUAUUUUGGAGGUAAACGCUUUCGAAGUGGGUGGCACUGGUGCUAAUGCCCGUGCGCUGUACGACGCAGCGUUUCUCCUCGCACACGACUGCACGCCGUCCACGACGCACACGGACGCGGAACGUGCACCCGCACGCACGCUGACCGUACGCGCCGCAGUUCCGCACGCGCCUGGAGACAUCAUCACUCUGUGCUACGCUUACACUUUACAGGGUACACUAAGACGUCGAGAGCAUCUAAGGCUAAGUAAAUUCUUCGAGUGCGCUUGCAAGCGCUGCUCAGAUCCAACUGAGUUAGGCACUUAUGCCAGUGCGUUCCGCUGCCCACGAUGCAGUGGAAGAGUUCUGAGCAGUGCACCGCUAACUGCUGCUGCUCCUUGGCAGUGUGAAAAUUGUCCUUAUGAAAUGCCCGCUGUUGCUGUACAAAUUUUGAUCAAGAAGUUAACCGAUGAGUUUGAACAAAUAGACGCCAACGAUGUCCAAGGCUUUGAAAACUUCCUGACGAAAUACCGCAAUGUUUUACAAGAUAGCCACUACCUCUGCCUGUCCGCUAAGCAUUCCUUAAGCCAGCUGUAUGGGAAGGUGACUGACUACAUGAUACAUGAGAUGCCGGAGGAGAAGCUUCACAGGAAAGUGGAGAUCUGCAGGGAUUUGAUGAAAGUGUUUGAUUUGAUUGAGCCGGGAUAUUCUAGAUUACGAGGUAUUACUUUGUAUGAAUUGCAUGCGCCUCUCAUGGUCCUGACAACGAGGGACUUUGAAAGAAAUGCUAUUUCAAAGGAGAACCUACGGAAUCGUCUAAAAGAGAUCGUAAGCUACCUGACCCAGUCGGCUCUAAUCCUGAGCUUCGAGCCGCGUCAUACGCCUGAGGGGCUGAUGGCGUCGGCGGCAUCAGACGCGCUGCGCAAGAUCAAAACGUGGGAGCAAAUCAUCGGCAAGAUCUCCUGAACUAUGACCAUGUACAUUUCUAGUGUAUAGGCCAGGGUGCAGUGGCGUGCAGUGCAGUUCAUAGGGGCACAAAAGCACUGCUUAGCCAAGUUUAAAUAGCUUCGUGCUCAUUUUUCAUCGUGACAGUCUUAUUGACGGUCACGAUGAAAAUUGGUAGGUGUAAUUUAAAUAAGUAACGCCUACCCUGGCUUCAAAACUUAUCCCCGCCACUGCCAGGGUGUGUACAAUGUAACUUUAUGGCGUCGAUAGUCGAUGUAGCUAACGGGUUUCUAGGCCCUGAAAAAUAUUCUUUAAGUUACGCUUACGCUACGCUUACUAUGCGUUAAUCUGUAAAAUUGUUGGAAAUGUCUUUUUUCCAUUGUUAAUAUUAAUCUCCUUAAUUAACGAUUGAUUUACGUCUCAACAGUAGUUCGAUUAUUAUUAGACUAGUUUACGUAAUUUACGGCUUGGUUAACGUUAACUUAAAAAGUUACAAGAGAGCUAACUAAUAUCGUCGGCUGUAUAAUCCUAAUCAUCAUUAAAUUAAAAAUAACUGAAAUGGCAACCAUGUAAUUAAUUAAUAAUAUAAUAUGUACCUUUUACUUAAAUUUUUGUACCUACUUACAUUGUAUAUUAUGUAUAAUUCAUUCCUAGAAAAAGACAUUGAAAUUAUAUCAAAGGAAUAAAAAAACUUUCAAAAAAAUACAACACAUAAAGUUGGAUGUAUUAUUAAAAUAAUCAAAUUUUAAAAAAUAUAAGUACCUAUACCUACCUGGUAAUAUUAUGUUUAU
Maniola jurtina (meadow brown) is the source of this 2732-nucleotide messenger RNA. RefSeq names its product SET domain-containing protein SmydA-8 (gene SmydA-4). The transcript is spliced from 11 exons. The record is from RefSeq and is a predicted model, not a curated record. The coding region runs from base 301 to 1962 and encodes 553 amino acids. NCBI's taxonomy places the organism in Eukaryota, Metazoa, Arthropoda, Insecta, Lepidoptera, Nymphalidae.